This is a messenger RNA of Fusarium fujikuroi IMI 58289, 648 nucleotides long. RefSeq names its product probable glutathione S-transferase. The coding region runs from base 1 to 648 and encodes 215 amino acids. Gene Ontology annotation, cellular component: cytoplasm. Gene Ontology annotation, molecular function: glutathione binding; glutathione transferase activity. Lineage: Eukaryota; Fungi; Ascomycota; Sordariomycetes; Hypocreales; Nectriaceae. The transcript has 4 exons. The record is from RefSeq and is a predicted model, not a curated record.
AUGGCGCCUACCGUUCUUGGAAUAGUUGCCUCGACUCGUACUCAGAGAGUCCUGCUUACACUUGAAGAGCUCGGCAUUGAGUAUGACUUCAAGGUUAUAGACCUUUCCAAGGGACAACACCAUGAUCCGGAAUAUGUCAGAGAUCACCACCCAUUCGCCAAGGUCCCGGUGUUCCAAGACAAUGGAAUAGAGAUCUUCGAGUCCAGAGCCAUUGCCCGAUACCUCGCCGCCAAGCAUCAGUCGCACCUUGCUCCACCGACCGGUAAUCCAGAAGCUUUGGCUGUUUUCGAACAAGCUGCCAGUGUUGAAUAUGCCUAUUUCGAACCUGCUGUCUCUACCCUUGGAUUUGAGCUCAUCUUUAAGAAGAUGUUCAACCUCGGAGAUACCGAUCAAGCCGUAGUUGACCAACAGAAGACUCUGCUUAAAACUACGCUUGACUACUACGAAAGGACACUCGAGGCUCAAGAGUAUCUGGCGGGCAAGCACUAUAGCCUUGUUGAUCUCUUUCAUAUCCCUUGGCUAGGAUUUCUUAGAAAUAGAUUGCAACUUGGAGAGGUGAUUGAUUCUAGGAAGAAUGUGGCUGCGUGGGCUGAGCGCAUAACCCAGCGUGAAGCAUCAAAGGCUGUUUCGGCCAAGGCCGCGCAUUAA